AACUUCCUUGCUGAUUUUCCUUCCCUUCUUCCCUUCCCCUCUCCCAAAUCAGAUUUCACUCACUAUUUUCCAAGUGUAUUACUGUUUUGGAUUGUCGAUAACUAUCUUAAAAGAUGGUGUCCAGACUUAGAAAUUAAAAAGCCAGCCCCAGUGAAUUUAAGGAUUGAGCUAUACUGAAGUAGAACCGAUAAGUGUGAUUUGGUUUUUGGUAGUGUGUGUGUCGCUCUGACAAGAUAACAGUACCAACCAGAAUCAAUUCCCAUCAUCCUUUGAUGUGUUAGUGCAGUCCAGGGAGUGCCCAUGGUGGGUGUUUCUGACAUCUAGAAUGUCAGAAAAAAAUAAAUCUAGAGAAUUUAUACAGCAUUUUGUAUUCUACAUGGAAUUUUCUCCCCUCCCCCCACAAGAACCCCUGUUCUAAUAACAAGAAUACAUUCGUGAACAAAAUGUACAAGUUCUCUUCUCCGUGGGGAGUUUAUAGUAUAGUUUGGAGGAAGUCAGUCAGCUAGUCAGUCAACAACUGGUAUACCAACUGGUAGAACAGUGCUUAAAGCGUUUGAAACACAUGAAUUUGGAGGGGUCAAUUGAAGACUUGUCACAGUUGUUGUCUGCCAAUGCAACUCAGCCUGGAGCUACAGAAAACCGCGUCGUGCCCAGCCAGCCGGUGGUGGAGGUGGUGCUGAUGAAGGUUUUGGGAGGCUGCAAGCUGUUACUGCGCUUGCUGGACUGCUGCUGCAAGGCCUUUCUGUUGACCGUGAAGCACUUAGGGCUAAAGGAAUUCAUUAUUUUGAACCUUGUGAUGGUUGGGCUGGUGAGCAGGUUAUGGGUUCUCCAUAAAGGACUUUUGAGAAGGCUGAUUUCCUUGUAUGAGCCAUUGCUAGGUUUGCAUCAGGAAAUCUCCAGGAUUCAGCCCAUGCCUUACUUCAAAGAUUUUGCCUUUCCCUCCAACAUCACUGACUUUCUAGGCCCCUCCUACCUUGAAGUCUUUAAGGGAAAAACACCUGCAGCUUUUGCUACUAAAGGAGUAACAAAGUUGCUAAAUAAACUGUUUUUAAUGAGAGAGCAACUACCAAAGAUCAAUGAAGACACCUUAGAUAGGCUUUCCAAACCAUCUAAGCAAAUGACAAGCAGUCCGCAGAGCAGUGUGGACCUGGGGCAGCCAGUGAAAGCCUGUAAAAGGACCAAAAAAGAAAAGCCAUUGGAAUUUGACGUGCGGGCUUUCUGCACAAGACUUCGAAACAAAGCUACUCAGGAGACCAACUAUGAGUUUAAAUAUUCUCAAUCCAAACUGAAGACAACCAAACCUUCCUCUCAGAAACUGAGAACUCACUGGGCUAAUAAAACUGUGCAAAGAAUCCGAAGGACCAAGACAUUCACCCAGCUUUCUGAAGAAAUCGAAAUGGCAAUUAUGUGGUCCCGGAGCAAAAAGCUCAAGGCUCAGACCACCUAUCUGGGCAACAAGCUUCUCAAGAGUAAUAGGCUUAGACAUGUGGAAUCUCAAGGCUAUAGUUUGCCAAAGAAGCUACAGUGCAUGAAAACAUCUCUUUGCAAUUGCCUUCUCCGAGGCUCUAGUACCAGCACUUCAAAGCAUCCUCCCAGACAAAGAAGAUCAAAGUAUAAAGUUUUAUCAAGACGAAGGAAACCGCAGAGAAAGUUACAGUCAACUCUUCUAAAGGAAACCCAGCAGGUCCCUGAAGGGACUCUGAAGAACACUAGGGACAGCAGUGCUAAGAGCAGAUGCUCUAGGACAGUUCAGAGGUCAGAUGUCUGUCCUAAUGGAAAGCAGGUCUUGAGAAAACUUGCAAAGCCUGACCUAAAAACAAAGAAGAUGGGGACCCAUGGGAAUCUUACAGGGGGCAGUGGAAAUGAAUCUGGCCUUCGGGCGAAGAGACAGAUGCACAUACACAAGGCGCCAGACACUGCUAAAGAGGCGGAUGACAUUGAUGAUAUUUUUGCUUUGAUGGGAGUUUAGAUGUACUGAUGUGAAACUUCUGAGCAGGUAACAAGCUGGUCCAGUGUUCUGCUCCUUUAAUGGGUGUUGCUAAGAUCUGGAAACACUGCUUAGGCUGAGAGCUGCUUCUGUGCAGUACCCCAGAGGAGUGCAUUCAGUUCAAUAAAUGCUGAGUAUUUGGCUUUGACUGU
Molecule: messenger RNA, 2139 nt
Organism: Mastomys coucha (southern multimammate mouse)
Lineage: Eukaryota; Metazoa; Chordata; Mammalia; Rodentia; Muridae
Gene: Rmp64
Product: nucleolus and neural progenitor protein
Exons: 8
Coding region: 563-1969 (468 amino acids)
Biological process (GO): positive regulation of Notch signaling pathway
Cellular component (GO): nucleus
Source: RefSeq, a predicted model, not a curated record